Zingiber officinale is the source of this 3283-nucleotide messenger RNA. Its product is annotated as protein IMPAIRED IN BABA-INDUCED STERILITY 1-like. Gene Ontology annotation, cellular component: nucleus; cyclin-dependent protein kinase holoenzyme complex. Gene Ontology annotation, molecular function: cyclin-dependent protein serine/threonine kinase activity; ATP binding; RNA polymerase II CTD heptapeptide repeat kinase activity. The coding region runs from base 195 to 2705 and encodes 836 amino acids. The transcript has 10 exons. NCBI's taxonomy places the organism in Eukaryota, Viridiplantae, Streptophyta, Magnoliopsida, Zingiberales, Zingiberaceae. The record is from RefSeq and is a predicted model, not a curated record. Gene Ontology annotation, biological process: positive regulation of transcription elongation by RNA polymerase II; protein phosphorylation.
CUAAAGUCAAUCUAGCCAAAUCAAAUUAGUAGAGAUAGUUGCAUAGUGGUUGGGGCACUCCACCCAUCCAAUUUAUCUCCCGCACCCAGAUGACACUGCGAUGGUGCCAUCUUCUUCUCGUCUUCUUCUUCCUCUUCCUCUCAACCAUUCAAUAAUUCCAAGAUCCAUGCAGCGUUUCCGCCCAACUUUGACUCAUGCUCUGCCUACAUUCCUUCCUGUUCAUACUAUUUCGUCAACGUGGGUUUGAAAACAGGGGAAGGGAAUCGCAUGCCGCCAAUCGGAUACAUACAACAACAAAGGGAACAUUUUUAGGUCACAAGAAGCCAAGAGAUUUGACUGAGGCGAGACGGGGGCGGGUUGAUGCUCAAUGCACACUUUAUGCUGCGUUUCCAUCCUCUUCACUCGUUCCUGGGUCGAUUUCGGGAGGUGUCUCUUGGUCUUCCACUACGAGGUCCUACAGAUCACCCCAUCCACCGCUAAUCUCGCUAGAAAGGGGGAACCCUAAAGAUUCCAGCCAAAAGGAUCGAGCGGCCAUGGGCUGUGCCGUGUCCAAGAAUGCAGUCUCGGCUACGCCGGUAGCUGAUUCCUCCGGCAUUGUAAGGAGCAACCAAAAGCGGUUGGGGUUGAUCUCAGCGCCCUCUGGGCUGCACCGAACUGGAGAGGGAACAAAAAACGGCCACCCGGAGAGGGAGGAGGAAAAUGGUCGCCUUGAAUCCGGGGGAAAAGGGAAGGUGAAUGAUGAUAAUACUAGCUUGCAGAGCCUACGGUUGCGGAAUCUUCACAAAUACAUCGAAGGGGAGCAGGUCGCUGCAGGAUGGCCCUCUUGGCUCAGUGCCGUAGCAGGGGAAGCUAUUCAAGGCUGGGUGCCUCUUAAAGCUGAUUCCUUUGAGAAAUUGGAGAAGAUUGGACAAGGAACUUACAGCAGUGUGUUCAGAGCCCGUGAUCUUGACACUGGAAAGAUGGUUGCCUUGAAGAAGGUGCGCUUUGACAAUUUUGAGCCAGAGAGUGUUAGGUUUAUGGCCAGGGAGAUAAAGAUACUGCGCACGCUUGACCACCCAAAUAUUAUUAAGUUGGAAGGUCUGAUUGCUUCUCGAUUAUCAUGCAGCCUUUAUCUUGUAUUUGAAUACAUGGAGCACGAUCUAGCUGGACUUGCUAGCUCUCCUGAUAUUGUACUCUCUGAAUCACAGGUCAAGUGUUACACGUAUCAGUUGCUUUCUGCACUUGAACAUUGUCACUCGCAGGGUGUUAUACACCGGGACAUAAAAGGAGCAAAUCUUUUGGUUAAUAAUGAUGGAAUUCUGAAAAUGGCUGAUUUUGGUCUUGCAAAUUUCUGUCGUCCUGGACAUAAGUAUCCACUAACUAGCCGUGUUGUGACUCUCUGGUAUAGACCUCCUGAACUACUGUUGGGUUCAACUAACUAUGAAGCUACUGUAGAUUUGUGGAGUGUUGGUUGUGUGUUUGCAGAAAUGUUUGUGGGAAGACCUAUUUUGCAAGGCAGAACUGAGGUUGAACAAUUACAUAAAAUAUUCCGGCUAUGUGGCUCACCUCCAGAAGAAUUUUGGAAGAAGUCAAAGUUGCCUCAUGCUACAAUUUUCAAACCCCAUCGUCCCUAUGUAAAUAGCCUCUAUGGAACAUUUCAAGAUUUACCAAGAGCAGCCAUUAGCUUGUUAGAGACUUUUCUCUCUGUUGAACCUUAUAAGCGUGGUAGUGCCACAAGUGCCCUUGCAUCAGAGUAUUUUAGAACAAUGCCGUAUGCUUGUGAACCCUCAAGUUUACCAAAGUACUCACCUACUAAAGAGAUGGACAUAAAGAAUCGAGAAGCAUCACAGAGGAGAAGAAUUGCUGGAAGACAAGAAGCCAUGAGAAGACCAUUCAAAGCAGAUAGAACUUCAGGACAAUCAGGUGGGCUCAGCAAAUUAGCAGAUACCAAAAAGGAUGCACAGUUAAAUGUUGAAGCCACUGAACACGAUGAACAAAAAGGUCUCAAAAGAGUAGAUGGUGAAACCAGAUUGUUUGUAGAUCUCCAGCCAAUGCCAUCGAUUAAAAAUCCAGAUGAAGGUCAUCACAUGAAGCACAACUCUGAACAGGAUAUUGUCUUUUCAGGACCAUUACGUGUUUCUACUUCCAGUGGUUUUUCAUGGGCUAGGAGGCAGAGAGAAGACCAUGUAUAUAACAGAUCUCACAGUAGGCGCAACUCAAGAAGAAAUCUAUCUGCUGCAAGAGAUCUGUCUGAUAUUGAAAAUGUCAAAAGCAAGUUGGGACCCAAGGGUCCACAAAAUGGUGAUCUUCAUGCUGGUUCCAAACACCAUGAGUCACAAGAGUUGGCAAAAAUUGCAAUGCUGAAAAGAUGGGCACAACUAGAACAUCCGGGAUCAUUUGACACUUCAGAAUCAUUCCCUUCUCAAGACUUCUCUGAAGCCUUGUGCAACGGAGAUCCAUCUUCAAUGCGGCAUAACUAUAUGGGCUUCAACAACCAAGACAGAGUUGAGUUUUCAGGACCUUUACUGUCUCAGACUUGCAAGGUUGAUGAACUACUGCAGAAGCAUGAACGUCAGAUUCGGCAAGCAGUUAGGAGAUCAUGGUUCCGAAGAGGUAUGCCAAGACCUUUUACAAAACAUGUUGUCCAGGUCUAUAUAAUCUUUAUGAUAGAAAACAUUUUAGCACUAAGCCUAAAGCAAAUUAGCCAAAGUUUACUUGCUUCUUAAUGGAAAUCUUUGUUAUGUGCCUUAUCAAAACAUUUAUUUUACAUAACUGUGUGCAUUUUAGCAGCUUCUGUCUAGUCAUGAAUUCAAUACACGCAAUUAGAAGUCCUAUUUCAGCAUGUGAACUGAAAUCUUCAAUAUAAUUUGCUUUUAGAUGGUUCAAGUUAAAUUUGAUAGGGCAUCAAACAUUUCGUUUAAAAAAAAAUAAUUAGUUUUACUGAGUGUCUCUUGAUAUUCAGUGGCAGGGAGAAGACCGAGGAAGUAAAAGUUUGUUGCUGUCAGAAUCAAAAGAAGCAUACAGAAGUACCAUACAAGUUGGGUGGACAAAUAGUAUUUAACAAACAGAAUUUCCCGAGCUCUUCGUUCAAGAAGUUCAGAGGUGACAUCUCAAAUAAAAAUUCCUUGCAACUUAGUUUUUGAUGCUGCUAAAGCUUUGAAUUGGAGCUAUUUCAUGAUAAAGAUAAGUGUAUAGAGUCAUGAAUCCCUUGUAAAUGUUAAGUUGCAUGCAUUUUCAAACGUGAAAGAUACAUGUAUGCUGAAACCCGAUGGUUAAAUGAAACAUUCUUUUUAACUGCAAGCAA